Molecule: messenger RNA, 1519 nt
Organism: Lagenorhynchus albirostris (white-beaked dolphin)
Lineage: Eukaryota; Metazoa; Chordata; Mammalia; Artiodactyla; Delphinidae
Gene: METTL18
Product: methyltransferase 18, RPL3 N3(tau)-histidine
Exons: 2
Coding region: 349-1470 (373 amino acids)
Biological process (GO): peptidyl-histidine methylation, to form tele-methylhistidine
Molecular function (GO): protein-L-histidine N-tele-methyltransferase activity
Source: RefSeq, a predicted model, not a curated record
CGGGCCCCACACGACUGGGAAUAAAGCCGGGCUUGUCUGGCCCGCGGAGGCCUCGACACGCUGGUGCGCGCUUUCAGUCGGGAGGGUCUGGCCGGAUUACUCUGGAGCUGGGAACCUGCCGGGGAGCUAGCGUCCACAGAGCUAAAUUGAAAAAAGAGCAAAGACCUCUUAAAAGUCAUUUGGAAAUAUCUCUGAAUAUUGUAACUGUUUAUAAGCAGCUAAAGAGAAAUGGAUCUCCAGCAAAACUAACAGAAUAAUUGAAGCAGGUUUACGUGUGUGUCAUCAGUUCUAUCCAGAAGUUGAAGAACCUUCCUUUGAGUUUAACGAUUGUGUGCAUUUUAUGAGAGAAUGACUUUUCAAUUUAAUUUCACUAUAGAAGACCAUCUGGAAGAUGAAUUAACAUCCCUUGGAGAUGGAGCUUUGGCCCUAGAUUCCUCAGAACAGUCUUCAGUCUCAGAAAGACAAAAAGGUACACAUAGAGACAAAAAACGUCCUACAGAACAGUUUGACCUGCUUCAGGAUCAUUUGUGGGAGCAUAAGUCAGCAGGAAAUGCAGGUCCCUCUCAAGACACAGGCAGCUCACUCAAUGCAGCUAACAGUUCAAGUAGCUUGGAGCCACAUGAAAAACAGCCCUGCUUUAGAGUUGCCAAAGAGCAUGCUAUGCCUAAAGAUUUAAAGAAAGUGUUAGAAAAUAAAGUCAUAGAAACAUUACCAGGUCUCCAGCAUAUGAACAUAUCAGUAGUGAAAACCAUCUUGUUGAAAGAGAACUUCCCUGGAGAAAACAUCAUUUCAAAAAGCUUUUCUGCUCACUCUGAUCUGAUUACAGGUGUUUAUGAAGGAGGUUUAAAAAUCUGGGAAUGUACCUUUGACCUCCUGGCAUAUUUUACAAAGGCCAAAGUGAAAUUUGCUGGGAAAAAAGUGUUGGAUCUUGGUUGUGGAUCAGGGUUGCUGGGUAUAAUGGCGUUCAAGGGAGGUGCCAAAGAAAUUCAUUUUCAAGAUUAUAACAGUGUGGUGAUUGAUGAAGUAACCUUACCUAAUGUAGUGGCUAACUCCACUUUGGAAGAUGAAGAAAAUGAUGUAAACGAACCAGAUGUGAAAAGGUUCAGGAAAUCAAAAGUAGCACAAGCACUAUGUAAAUUCCGGUUCUUUUCUGGGGAGUGGUCUGAGUUUUGUAAGCUUUUACUAAGCAGUGAAGAACGUUUUGAAAAAUAUGAUCUCAUUCUUACCUCAGAAACCAUUUACAAUCCAGGUUAUUAUGGUCCUCUGCACCAAACAUUCCUUAGAUUGUUAGAUAAAAAUGGACGGGUGCUUUUGGCCAGCAAAGCACAUUAUUUUGGUGUGGGUGGAGGUACUCAUCUCUUUCAGAAGUUUGUUGAAGACAGGAAUGUAUUUGAGAUGAGAACGCUCGAAAUAAUUGAUGAAGGACUAAAGAGAUUCCUAAUUGAGAUGAAUUUUAAGUACCCCAGUUAAUGCCCACUGAGUGUCCUAAGUGAAAUAAACAAAAUAACCAAAACUUGAA